Sparassis crispa is the source of this 3129-nucleotide messenger RNA. RefSeq names its product putative three-domain protein. The record is from RefSeq and is a predicted model, not a curated record. Lineage: Eukaryota; Fungi; Basidiomycota; Agaricomycetes; Polyporales; Sparassidaceae. The coding region runs from base 1 to 3129 and encodes 1042 amino acids. The transcript has 19 exons.
AUGCCUGCCCCGACCUUCGCUGCAUUAUCCUUGACAGAAUUAAUCGCAAUCCGUGCUCGGGAUCAGCCUACAGAUGUCGCGUUCUACACUGGUAUAGAUGAGCCAGGAAGCCCUCUGAGAUCUCUCACAUAUUCUCAAGUCCAGCGAGGCGUGGACCGCCUUUGCACGUAUUAUGCAGCACUGAAUCUGGUGCCGCCCUCGGCAGCGGAAGGCUCUCGCCCCCAACGAUCGAUCGCUGUUUUCACAUCUACCGCCAUAGAUGAAUCUCUGUUAGAAAUUGCACUUGCUAAGCUCACGUUGGCGCCGCUCCUUCUAUCUGUCAAUAAUUCUGUCCCCGCCGUAGCGCAUCUUUGCAAGCUCACCAAGGCCACUCAUCUCAUUUAUGGGUCCAAAUUCCCAGCAGAAGCCAAAGAAGCCCAGAGAAUUCUGGCUGAGGAGGGAUAUCCGCUGGAGAUCAUUGCGGAACGGCGUUUUCCGCUGUGGGGACCUGGAGGAGUCGAUGAAGCUAACAUAAAGCCUUACCCUGCCGUGUUAACUCCUCAAGAAGAGUACAAACGAACCGCUGUGAUCCUUCAUUCUUCAGGAUCUACCGGCUUCCCCAAACCUGUAUUUAUCACUCACAAGGGUCUGAUCGCGAACUUGCAUGGCUACGUUCCGAGGGUGCCAGGAUUUAGCGCUCUUCCCGUAUACCACGGCUUCGGCCAUUACAGCGUAUUCCGCUGCUGCUAUAAUGCCGUGCCGUUCACGCUGAUUCCACCGCAUCUGCCCUUGACCUCUGCGAACAUCUGCAGGAUAAUCAAGGCUUCUCCCGCGCGUUGCAGACAAUGCUUUGCUGUCCCAUACGUGAUCAAGCUUCUCGGAGAAACCGAAGAAGGAACUCGAGCACUGGCGGAUUUCGAUAUUGUUGUAUUCUCUGGCGCUGCCUUGCCUGAUGAUCUUGGGGAAAGGCUCACGGCUGCCGGUGUGAAUCUCGUCAGCAUAUACGGGACGACAGAGACGGGUUCCCUGCUGCAUUCCAAGAGAGACUACGCAAAUGACAAGUCUUGGAACUGGGUCCGAGCAGAGGGACUGAUCUUAGAUUACCUGAAGAUGGAGGAACGCGGUUCGAACACGUACGAGACCGUUGUCAAGGAGGGCUGGCCUGCCAAGAUCCAAACAAAUCGCCCUGACGGGUCGUAUGCGACGAAAGAUCUUUUUGUCCGACACAAGGAACACCAUAACUGGUACAAGUAUGUGGGACGGUUGGACGAUACUCUCGUGCAGGUGCUGGGCGAGAAAACAAACCCAGUCCCGAUUGAGCUUGCUAUCCGGGGCAAUAGUCCCUAUGUAGAGGAGGCCAUUGUCUUUGGGGAGGGACGGCCGCAAGUUGGGUGUUUGAUCCUGCCGUCUGAGUUCGGCAAGGAAUUGUCGAAGGACCGCGUCGCCUUCUUGGAGAAGAUUUGGCCUGUAAUAGAGGACGCAAACGCGCAGGCGCCGACGCACUCUCGCUUACUUCCUGAGAUGGUGCACAUUCUAGACCAUGGGACACAGAUACCUGUUGCCACGAAGAUGACUAUUCUUAGACCUGCAUGCUACGCGAAGUUCAAGGAUAUCAUAGAUUCGGUCUACGACCGCUUCGAGAAUGGUACUGGGUCGACAAAGCUCGAUCUUUCUAAAGCAGAGCUGCAGGAAUUCAUCUACAAAGCCAUUGUCCAGACGUUUGGCGCAUCGAAAGCCACGAAACUCACCAAGUCCACUGACUUGUUUGCUUUUGGCGUGGAUUCUCUUCAGGCAACAAGAAUUCGCAACAUUUGUCAGAAGGAAUUGGAACUCAAUGGACAUACGCUAGUCCAAAAUGUUGUGUAUGAGAACCCUUCCAUUGAAAAGCUGUCCGAUUACAUUAUGGCUGUACGAGCUGGGGGUGAUGCUGCGAAGUCGGAUGAACAGCAGCAAGCUACGAUGUUGAUUAUGGUGGACAAGUGGAGCUCAAAAUUCGACGUCAAGACGAUGCCUGCAUCGAAUGGAGUUGAGACCGAGGCAGGUCCACAGGCGGUGGUACUUACUGGUGCUACUGGUUCUCUCGGCGCACAUAUUCUCCAGCAACUGGUGUCUCUGCCGAAUGUUACUAAGGUCGUCUGUCUCUCCCGUGCAAAUUCUCACGCAGAAUCACUCGAGCGUCUACGUCAUUCUCUGGACCUACGCAGACUCAGUUUGAUGCAGGAACAGUGGAUUAAAGUGGAGUCAUUCGCUGCCAACAUUAACGAAGAUAAGCUGGGAUUGACUGAAGACGAGUAUGCGAGUAUACUCACUCAAGCGACCACCGUCGUUCAUAAUGCAUGGCCCGUGAAUUUCAAUCUAAGUGUUGACUCCUUCGACGAGCACGUCGGCGGGGCAGUCAACUUGAUAAACCUGUGUCUGCGUUCCACGAAGAGCCCUCUGCCUUCCUUCUAUUUCAGCUCUUCUAUUGCUACCCGAACUGGGUCCCUCGAUCUGGUGUGCACGGAAGAUUUCUCAGCUUCCCCGUCCACCGCCAAUGGUACGGGAUAUGGCAGGAGCAAGUGGAUCGUGGAGAAGGUGUGUGAGCGUGCAGGGAAGCAGACACCUGUGCACGUAGGAGUCCUACGUAUCGGCCAACUUGCUGGAGACACGAAGAGCGGCGUUUGGAAUGAGACCGAAGCGUGGCCCUUGAUGUUCAAAGCGGUAAAGACAACUGGUGCUCUUCCCCGGAUUAGUGAGCGGCCUUCUUGGCUCCCGGUGGAUAUGGCGGCCAGCGGCAUAGUUGAAAUUGUCACGCAACCUCAAUCGCCCAAAGCUGCCGUGUAUCACAUCUUGAACCACAAGCUGACCACUUGGGACACCGUGCUCGCAGGCCUGAAGCAAGCGGGCGUGCGGUUUGACGUUGUAGAUAGUGCCGAAUGGCUGAAUCGUCUUGCCAAAUCGGAUUCCGACGUCCAGACCAACCCGGCAGUGAAGUUGCUGGCGUACUACCGUGAACGGUUUGGCAAGUUGAGCGACCGCCCUCCAAUCCAGUUCAGCAUCGACGGCACGAGCCAGGUUUCCCCAAGCAUAGCGGCGUGUAAACCUGUCUCAGAAGAGCUGAUCGGUAGAUGGGUGCAACAUUGGCGUGAAGUGGGCUUCCUGGAAGUCUAA